AUGGAGCUGCUGCAGAGCGUGGCCACCGGGGUCAUGUCCGCCAGCGACGCCGCCGUCCAGCUCGACGCGGUGACCCGCCCGGCGGCGGCCGCUGCCUCCGAGCACGGCGACGGUGGAAAGCAGGGCAUCGCCGCCGCGACGCGCGUCGGCCCCGAGGCCGCCGCCGCGGUGACGGGCAUGGACGACCGCGUACUACACAGCCCGGCGGCGCACAUGCUGACGCUGAAGACGGGGCCCGCCAAGAAGCUGCCGGGGACGGUAGCCCUGAUCUGCGCGGGGACGGCCUCGCCGCAGGUGGUGGAGGAGUGCCGCCUGGUGCUCCAGGCCAUGGGCUGCUAUGCUUUCAAGCUGCCGGAGUCGGGCGUGAUGGGCAUGCACAGGAUCGUGCGGAAUCUGGAUGCCGUGCAGGCUGCUGACGUCGUGGUGUGCGUCACCGGCAUGGACGGCGGCAUCGCCUCCGUGGUGGCUGGCCUCGUGGACGUUCCCGUGGUGGCACUCCCCACCAGUGCCGGGUACGGCACCGCCUUUGGCGGCGUGACCCCGCUGCUGGCCGCCCUCAACUCCGCGGCCCCGGGCGUCACCGUGGUUAACAUAGACUCUGGGUUUGGCGCGGCCAUGGCCGCCUGGCGCAUCCUGGUGAACGCUGCGCGAGUGCGCAACGCCGUCAUCCAGGCGCACGCCGCCGCCGGCCCCGGAUGA
Messenger RNA from Auxenochlorella protothecoides, 699 nucleotides. RefSeq lists its product as uncharacterized. The record is from RefSeq and is a predicted model, not a curated record. Gene Ontology annotation, molecular function: hydrolase activity. Bases 1 to 699 code for a protein of 232 amino acids. Gene Ontology annotation, biological process: 'de novo' IMP biosynthetic process. Lineage: Eukaryota; Viridiplantae; Chlorophyta; Trebouxiophyceae; Chlorellales; Chlorellaceae. The transcript has 4 exons.